AUGGUAGAUAUUAUAUCUCCAAUGCAAUCUGCAUAUGUGCCUGGGAGACUAAUUUCUGAAAAUAUUUGUCUUGCUCAAGAUCUAGUAAAGAUAAUGAAGAAGAAAAGAGGUAGAAAUGGCCAUUUAGCCCUCAAAAUGGAUAUGUCUAAAGCAUUUGAUAGGCUGGAGUGGGUUUUUCUUGAUGGCGUUCUUAAACAAUUUGGUUUCUGUGAUAAAUUUCGUCAUCUCAUACAACAGUACAUCAGCACCACAACUAUUGAGAUUAUGAUAGAUGGAUCACCUUCUUCAUCUUUCAGUCCUACAAGGGGUAUCAGGCAAGGAGACCCUUUCUCUCCUUACCUAUUUAUCCUAGCCAUGGAAGCUUUUUCAAGACAACUACAUCACUUUGAAAAUACCAUACAAUUGACAGGAAUGAAGAUUUCAAGAUCUGCUCCUAAAAUAAAUCAUCUUUUGUUUGCAGAUGAUUGCUUGUUAUUCUGCAAGGCCAACCUAGUACAAACAAAUAACUUGCUUCAAGUUAUAGAGAAUUUCAGUGCUUGUUCUGGUCAACUCAUUAAUUUUCAUAAAUCUGUUGUUUUCUUCAGUAAAAAUACAAGUCCUUCAAGUGCUCAAAUUAUCUCUGGGAAUCUUCAAGUGAGACAGUUAAGCAUCAAUGUAGAAAAAUACUUGGGAUUACCAUUUUUUGUUGGUAGAAAUAAGAGAAUCCCCUUCUCUAAUCUACAAAAAAAAAUGGAAUCCAGACUUUCUAAAUGGGUUUCUGUCAAUGUUUCUGAAGCAGGCAGCUUCAAAUUGCCAGAUGCUACUAUCAACUACUUAAAUUAUUCUCAACAAAUUUUUUGGAGAAACAAGAAAACAAAUAAAGGAAAGCCUGCAAUCUCUUGGAAAAAGGUAAGUAAAUCCAAAGAAGAAGGUGGAUUGGGAUUUAGAGAUCUCAAACUCUUUAAUAGAGCCUUACUUGCAAAAUCAGCUUGGAGACUAUGCACAGAUGAAACUUCUAUGUGCGCAUUGUCUCUUAAAGCUAAAUAUUUCCCUGAUGGAAAGGUUUUCAAUAUCAAAGAUAACCCUAAUUCUACUUGGUCUUGGAGGAGUAUAAGCUUUGAGAUUAUGUUUAUCAAAAAACACAGUUGUUGGAGUAUAGGGAAUGACCACAAAAUCAAGAUAUGGAGUUAUAGAUGGAUUUCAGAUUUACCUGAUCCACCUGCCCCUAAAAAUGGUGUACAAGAUUAUCAAAAUUAUACUUAUCUUCAUGAACUGUUCACUGAUUCUGGUGGGUGGAACUAUUCUCUAAUAUUCUCUUUAUUUGAAGCUAUAACAACAAGAUUAAUUCUCAACUUAUCAAUUCAUCCUCAGCAUGAAGAUAGGCUUGUUUGGACUCUAGAAAAUAAUGGGAAGUUUACUGUAAAAUCUGCAUAUAGAAGAAUGUUUGAAGAUCAUAAUAUUGUCCAGACUGUUGGCCAAAGGAUGAAGAAAAUCUUUAAAAGAAUGUGGAAAGUGCCACUGCUCCCAAGGAUAACUUAUUUCCUCUGGAAAUGUCUGCAAGACAUUCUUCAAACCAGAGACAAGUUGACGUAUGCUAUUCAGGAUGGUAAUUAUGGCUGUCCUAUGUGUACACAAACACUUGAGACUUCUUCUCACAUCAUCCUACACUGCCACUUCUCUAGAGCAGUAUGGUUUGCGGUUCUUGGCCUUCAUAUUCAAGGUGAUGCUAAUAUGGUAGAUUGGUUCAUCAACUGGUUCGAUAAACUCUCAGCUAACCAGAUUCAAUGCAAGCUAGAAAUUGAUCUUUUUCUAAGGAAAACUCCUAGACUGUCUGCACAAAUUCCUAAACAGUGUAGAGUUAAUCUACACUGGAGUCCCCCUCCUUUAGAUGCUUUUAAAAUCAAUGUUGAUGGCUCUUUCCAUUAUGAUAUUAAAAAUGGUGGCAUUGGUAUUAUAGUGCGUGAUUUUGCAGGUGUGCAUAAGGGAUCCAGAUGCAUCUACUCAGAAGCUGCGUGGAUUCCAGAGCAUGUAGAAUGUAAAGAUCUAUGGGAAGCUGUCUAG
Papaver somniferum (opium poppy) is the source of this 2040-nucleotide messenger RNA. RefSeq lists its product as uncharacterized. The transcript is spliced from 3 exons. The record is from RefSeq and is a predicted model, not a curated record. The coding region runs from base 1 to 2040 and encodes 679 amino acids. Lineage: Eukaryota; Viridiplantae; Streptophyta; Magnoliopsida; Ranunculales; Papaveraceae.